AAGCGAGCGAGGGGGAAGAAGCGCCCAUUUGGUGUUUUUUGCUCUUGUGUCAUUUUGUUAAAAAGAACCUCAUUGGGAACGUUGGACAGCAAUUAUUUCUCCCCUCAAUUGUCACCAAAAUAAAAAAUAUAACGCAAGCGAUAUGGAAAUUUUGAUCAUGGAUGGACAAAGAAUCAUGCAAAAAAACCUCGUAAUCUGCGCAACACAGUCGUAUAUUUAAAAUAGCAGAGUGUUUUUUACGCGCAGACUUUAAAGUUCUGCCCUAUUUCGGCAUGAUGGAGAGGGUUUAUCUUUACAAGAUGUUGCGCGGCAAAAAAAUUUAAAAACACUCUUCCCCGAUGUUUACACACAGUCUGCGCUCGACUGACACACAACGAUCAUGAUCUUUCUCACGGGUUGCGCAAAUGUGCUGGUUGAGAAGAAAGGCCGACGAGAAGAUGGAUGGUCACUGUGAUGAGGUAAAAAGGAGCGUUGCCCUGGCAGGAGAACGGCAGCGCGCCCCAUCACCAACCUCAUCUGUUAAACCCCUGCUUCCCAGUAUCUUUUGAGAACUGGACGUGUUUUGAUCCAUGAUGGUACCAACAGUCUCGGCUGCCGUGCUGGCUGCGGCAUGUGCGCUGAGUAUCGCAGGAACGGCGGUAUUUGCUGCACCUCCGACGUAUUAUCCCAGCCCGGGAGGACUUGCAUAUCCUCCCGCACGUCGGAUGAAUCUCACGGAAAACUAUUUUGGAACGCCUGUUGAGGAUCCGUACCGAUGGAUGGAAGAUCCUUUCUCAAAGGAGACUAUCAAGUUUGCUUCCCAACAAAGUGAUCUCUCUCUCAAGUACUUAAAGUCUCUUCCGGACCGCGAACUUUUUAAGAAGAGCUUCCGGGAAAUCAACCGCUUUGAUAGAUAUGGCACUCCUUUCAAAAAGGGCGAGUACUGGUACUAUCUUGCCAACCCUCAAGGCCAAAACGCCCAAUCCAUUUUGUAUCGUACCAAAGAUCUCCAGAACCAAAAACCAGAGAUUUUCCUUGAUCCCAACACGUUGUCUCCUCAGGGUGUCGAUCGUGUAGAUUCUUGGAGCUUUUCUCCCGAUCUUUUAAAGUUUGCUUACUUGGUCACCAAGAACGAGACUGAUUACUCUUGGGUGGGCUUUGUGGAUGUGAAGAGCAAGAAGCCCUUUGACACCUAUCUCCGUUAUGUCAUUCGUUCCAUGGACCAGUACUACUUCCGCUGGGCCUCGGACGGCACUGGUGUGACCUACGCACGCUACAAAGCACCCAAAGGUCUCUCCUGGGAUGACGCUGGCCGAAACAACGAUCUGUUCCCCUACGAGUAUGACUUGCUCUUUCACAAAUUCGGUACAUCGAUUGAAACCGACACAAUAUGCGAGGAGUCAGUAUGCCCCGGCGCGCCCUCCUUUGCGCCUGAGCGACCUCAACCACAGAAAUUUGCUGUCGUUGAUGAUGGGAAGGGUGGAAAAAUCCGGAUUGCCUUGCCAUUGAAAAAGGAAAACGUCUUUACUCCCUGGGCCCCUAGCGUCGACACACCUGAAUUCGACUGGGGAUCGACGAAACAAGACGCCGGUCCCUUCGAUACCACCUUUGUUGGCACAGCGGGUGGUAUGUCUUACUACCGAACGGACGCUGGUGCACCUCGUGGGAAAGUCAUUGCCAUUCCUGAGGCUGAGGGUACUGAAUUGAGAGCUGUCGAUGUCGUCCCUCAGGACAAGGAGUUGGUUUUGGAUCAAUCCGUCCAGAUCGCUGACGGAGCACUUGCGGUCUUUUACCUUGACAAUGUCAAGCACGUCGUCCGCGUCGUAAAGGUAACCAACGGCACCAGCAGCACGAUCUACGAAUUUCCCCAGCGGAAUGGAGCCGCAACAGAUAUCAAAGCAGAUACGGACCUCCAAACGGUGACCUUCAAAUACGAAACCAUGAUUGAUCCCGGCACCAUUUACAUCUAUAACCUCUCGACCAACAACGUAACUGUCUUCCGAAAACUUCAAGCGCCGGCCGCCGUAGCGCAAGUGGUAUUCGAUCAAGUCUUUUUUAACAGCAAGGAUGGAACAAGAGUACCAGCAUUUGUCGUUCGUCCCAAGAAUGCACAAAAAAAUGGGCGAAACCCCGUUUGGAUGUACGGAUAUGGAGGAUUCCAGAUCAACGUUAUGCCGACAUUUAGUGCAUUUGCUGUAGCAUUGGCGAGGCAUUACGGCGGAAUCUACGCCCUUGUCAACAUCCGCGGUGGAAAAGAAUACGGAUCUCCCUGGUAUGAAGGUGGAUCCCUCUUUAACAAGCAAAACUGCUUCGACGAUAUCAUAUCUGCGGGCAAGUUCUUUGUCAAGGAGGGAUGGACGCGCGAGGGAUUGUUGAGCAUCCACGGCGGAUCCAAUGGCGGCUUGUUGGCUGGUGCGGUCUCCCUGCAAGCUCCUGGCCUCAUUGGUGUGGGGUUGGCUGACUACGGAGUCCACGAGACCCUCCGCUUCACCAAUUUCACGUUUGGUCCCGGCUGGGUGAACGACUAUGGUCGUAACUUUGCUGGCAAGGAAGUUCUCUCGGCCCUCAAAUGGGCACCUGUCUACAACGUGAAACCCAAUGUCCGGUACCCAGCCAUGCUCAUCACCACCGGAGAUCACGAUACCCGUGUGAGCCCUUUGCAUAGCUUCAAAUUCGCGGCGCAUUUGCAGAGAGUUUCCCACUCGGUCUGGGGAGCCAAACCCGUUUUGUUGAGGAUUAGGGAAUUGAGCGGCCACAAUAUCUUUUCUCUCCUGCGUUACAUGGACACCAUGACGGACAAGGUCACAUUCUGGGCUCAACAACUCAGAGUCCCAUACAGGCCGUAAUUCUAUCAACGGUCUUGCAUAUGUAUCUAAUUGCGACCUCAUUGAUAUAUAGUUUAGAUCUAUACGUUUCGCAAUAGAAUCUUGCAGAGUAUAAAAGUAUCAAGUGUUAUAGAGUGGGUUGUGGGUGGGAGAAACUCUGUCGUCGUGUACCAAAAAGGUCUCAUUCAAAUACUUGAGGCAAAUAAAACGGUCAAACUGUUUUUUUUAUGCCAA
Spizellomyces punctatus DAOM BR117 is the source of this 3038-nucleotide messenger RNA. RefSeq lists its product as uncharacterized. Lineage: Eukaryota; Fungi; Chytridiomycota; Chytridiomycetes; Spizellomycetales; Spizellomycetaceae. The coding region runs from base 570 to 2825 and encodes 751 amino acids. Gene Ontology annotation, molecular function: oligopeptidase activity; serine-type endopeptidase activity. The transcript has 12 exons. Gene Ontology annotation, cellular component: cytosol. Gene Ontology annotation, biological process: proteolysis. The record is from RefSeq and is a predicted model, not a curated record.